Messenger RNA from Pneumocystis murina B123, 990 nucleotides. RefSeq lists its product as hypothetical. Gene Ontology annotation, cellular component: plasma membrane; SNARE complex. The coding region runs from base 1 to 948 and encodes 315 amino acids. The transcript is spliced from 4 exons. Gene Ontology annotation, molecular function: SNAP receptor activity; syntaxin binding. Lineage: Eukaryota; Fungi; Ascomycota; Pneumocystomycetes; Pneumocystales; Pneumocystaceae. Gene Ontology annotation, biological process: exocytosis; vesicle fusion. The record is from RefSeq and is a predicted model, not a curated record.
AUGGAGAAUAAUAAAUCGGAAUCUAAUAUAUCGGAGAAAUCAACAUUUGGUUCAAGAAAUCCGACUUUUUCAGGAAAUUCUUAUAACUUUUUACGUAAUGCGGGUCUUUUUGAAACUAAUGAUACAUAUGAACAGUCUAGAAGCAAAUUAUUUGAAACGUUGCCGCCUAAAUAUGAACAACAUGCCUUUAAUAGUAAAUAUACAUCAAAUUUGAAUAACAGCCAUAAAUUUUCUUCUAAUGAUGAAUAUACUCCGUAUAAUUUGGAGGAUUCUGAUAAUGAAGAUGUGGAUGCUAUUAAACAGGAAAUGCGAUUUAUUAAGCAGAAUAGUUUAAGUAGUACUCGAAACGCUAUUCGUACUGCUAUUCAUGCUGAAGAAAUUGGGAGACAGACAUUAGAAAGGCUAGGAACACAAAGCGAAAAAAUAGGGAAUACAGAAAAGCAUUUAGAUCUUGCAAAUGUUACUGCUAAAAUGGCGGAAGAAAAGAAUAAGAUGCUUAAUCAACUAAAUAGAAGUGUAUUUAUCCCUCAUUUUUCAAACCCGUGGAAAAAGCAGACACGGCUUAAAGAAAGAGAGCAAUAUAUUCGUGAUCAGUAUGAAUUGGAACAAAUGGAAAGGGAAAGAACAAAAAGAAGUGAUAACGAAAGUAACAGACGUAUUAAAGAAGUUCUUUGUAAACAAAAAGCUAAAUCGUUUGAAAAACAAACAUUAAAUGAUAGUAUGCGUUAUCGGUUUGAACCAGAUGAGGAAGAUAAUGAGCUUGAAAAUGAAAUUGAUCAAAAUUUAACUCAGCUUGGCAACAUUACUGCUCAGCUUAAAGCAAUCGCUACUGCUACUCAAGAGGAAAUUUUAAGCCAAAACAAUAGACUUGAUAGGAUAUCUGACAAGGGACAUAAAUUAAAUGCCGAAAUUCAUGUUAAUGCUGAAAGACUUAGGAGAAUAAAUUAAGGAUUGCUCUGCAUUACUAUAGUCUUAAUACGAUAUCUUUGA